This is a messenger RNA of Myxocyprinus asiaticus (Chinese sucker), 5372 nucleotides long. Its product is annotated as muscarinic acetylcholine receptor M4-like. The coding region runs from base 310 to 1851 and encodes 513 amino acids. Lineage: Eukaryota; Metazoa; Chordata; Actinopteri; Cypriniformes; Catostomidae. The record is from RefSeq and is a predicted model, not a curated record. Gene Ontology annotation, molecular function: G protein-coupled acetylcholine receptor activity. Gene Ontology annotation, biological process: regulation of locomotion; adenylate cyclase-activating adrenergic receptor signaling pathway. The transcript is spliced from 2 exons. Gene Ontology annotation, cellular component: plasma membrane.
CUCGCGCAGAUGAGAGCCACAUCUGGCGGAUUGUAAAUAGGCUCGGUCGAGAGAAAGACACUGGCACUUCCGUUUGAGGUGUGUUUAGGUGAGAUACCAAUCGCGAUGGCAGAGUCUGAAUGAGCUUCUCAGCACUCGCGAGAGCCGCGCGGCAAAAGCCCAUGAUGUGAAAAAAACUACGUGGUCUCGCGUAACAAGAGGACAGACCUUCUAAUGUUUUAAAGAAAAAACAUGAAGGAGUGAUAGAGGAAGGGUGGAUUCUUUGUAUUUUUCCUUCUAGCUGGCUGAGCAUUUUUAAAAUCAUGCAACAUGAAUGUAACUAACAGCACUGGAGCAGAGGGACUCGCGCCCUGGAACUUUAACGGUUCAUUGAGCAACUCAUCCAGUGAUGCCAACCUCAGCUGUGACAGUGGCAGUGCUAAUGGCACAUGUGCAGCGGUUGAGGCAGACGCUGGGAGCCCGUACAAGGCAGUGGAAAUGGUCUUCAUUGCAUUGGUCACAGGAUCCCUCAGUUUUGUCACUGUUGUGGGUAACAUCCUUGUCAUGCUCUCGAUCAAGGUCAAUCGGCACCUGCAGACCGUCAACAAUUACUUCCUAUUCAGCCUGGCCUGUGCUGAUCUCAUCAUUGGUGCGUUUUCCAUGAACCUUUACACUGUCUACAUCAUCAAGGGCUACUGGCCACUCGGCCCUGUAGUGUGUGACCUGUGGCUAGCACUGGAUUAUGUGGUCAGCAAUGCCUCUGUUAUGAACCUGCUAAUCAUCAGCUUCGACCGAUACUUCUGUGUGACCAAACCCCUCAGUUACCCCACACGCAGAACCACCAAGAUGGCAGGACUCAUGAUCGCCUCUGCCUGGAUCCUAUCCUUCAUCCUGUGGGCUCCUGCAAUCCUGUUCUGGCAGUUCAUUGUAGGAGAACGGACCGUCGAACCAGGCGAAUGUUACAUCCAGUUCCUUUCCAACCCCGCUGUGACGUUCGGCACAGCUAUCGCUGCAUUCUACCUGCCAGUGGUCAUCAUGACAGUGCUGUAUGUGCACAUCUCUCUGGCCAGUCGCAGCCGUGUGUCCAAGCAGAAGCCCGAGGCCAAAAAUGAGAAGAAAAGCCCGAAGUCCAGCGGUCUGCUCAAGAGUCACCUCUUAAAGCAGAACAACAACAACCAGUCUCCUCCUAAGCCCAGCUUAGAUACCUGUUCUACUGUAGACACCAUGAAGAAUGGGAAGCUAGAUGAGUCUGUGGUGUCCACCAAAGCUGACUCUUGUGUGCAGCCAGAGGAAAAAGAGAGCUCAAAUGACUCCAGCACUGCCAGCAUAGCACCUAAAGAGCCCAAAGAAAGAGUUAACAGUGAGGCCACAUCAGAGGGCGGCUUGGCAUCUGCUGCAGCAGCUGUGCCUAAGCUCAACCCUCAAUCCAAAUGGUCCAAGAUCAAGAUUGUCACCAAACAGGCAGGAGAUGAGUGCAUCACAGCCAUUGAGAUCGUCCCACCAAACAGUACCGGCGAGAGGCGGUCCAUCCCUGUGAACCGCCCGCGCAAGGUGGCAAGGAAGUUUGCCAGCAUCGCUCGCAGCCAAGUGAAGAGGAAAAGGCAGAUGGCGGCACGAGAGAAGAAAGUAACAAAGACAAUCUUUGCCAUCCUGCUGGCCUUCAUUAUCACGUGGACGCCGUACAACGUGAUGGUGUUAAUCAGUACGUUUUGCCAGUCUUGUGUUCCAGACACAGUUUGGGCCAUUGGCUACUGGCUCUGCUACGUCAACAGUACCAUCAACCCUGCUUGCUAUGCGCUCUGUAACGCAACCUUCAAAAAGACCUUCAAAAACCUUCUCAUGUGCCAGUAUAAGAACAUUGGCACCAGAUGAGCAUAGAGCAUAGGCAGCCAACAGUCUCUGGAGAUGUGUGCAUGAUUUGGAGGGUGCAAAGGCUGUCCCAGCCCUUUGGCCCCCUUGAACCUAAGAAGGUACUGUGCGGUACAUUGUGAGGCUUCAUAAUCCCAUAAUGAUAAAACAUUUUGCUGCACCCUAACCAAAAGAAUCAUUGCUUACAGAAGGAUGGUGGGGUUGUAACAAGAGACAAAAGAUGAGAUCAUGAAACAAAUCAAGUUAUCUGAUCAUUGCUGCACUGCCAAGAUCUUUGGAACUCUACACUAGAAAGACAUGAAGAUCAGACCAAUCAAAGUUCCUAGCCAGCAUUAGGUUAGAGAGUCAGUCACAUCUCAUCAUCAUUCUCAACAGUGGAAAGUGAGAUCUGUAGUAAAGAUUAAAGUAUAAACCAAUAGAAACAUAAGGAAAAAUGUUAUGAACACGAUGAAUUAAGGGAUUGCAUUCAUACCCCUAGCACAGCAUAAAUGUUAAAAAUCAAGUCCUUUCGGUUAGUAUUAUCCACAUUAACAGUACAGUGUUUCUGACUCUGACCUCAGAUUCCCUGUAAACACAGAGACAGAGAUGAAUCCAGAAUAUUAUGGUUGUGAUUGGAGAACAUAUCACAGCCAUUCAAAGACAUAAUGAAUUAUGGAAAAACUUCUUGUCUCACUGUCCCUGAAGUUGUUGUUUUUUCCUAUAUCUGAACCAUAUACAUAAAAAGCAUAAUGAAGUAAGGUUUGCUGACGGACCACAACAGCUGUGUCGUCCAUCACAUUCAUACCAAGACAAAUUCAGGUCAUGUGGUUGAGCCUUGGAGAAGUUAGUCUUAUCUUUAUCCUUUUAGUGUGAUCUUCUUAAGCUUCUGGAAAAGGUUGAAAUUUAAAAGGAUCUCCUCAAUGGAUUAAGAUAUGCAUUAUGGACUUUAAAUGGGAUAAGACACUUUAGACUGAGCUAUGAGAAAUGUUGGUGUAAGGUUUUGACCUUACAGAGGUUUGUAAAUAUGUUUAGUUUACAUAAUGAAUAUAUGCUCUUGAAAGUAUUAUUUCUUCCCUGCAUUUAAUGUCUGGAUGUUUGUAUUCCUCUUGUAUUUAGUUGGUGAUUUUCAUGUGAUUUUACAAAUUACAUUUUAAAUGUAUUGCUGUCUGUAUGCAAAACUGUUGAAAUCAUUUAUAAUUUGUGAUAUACUUGGGGAAAAGUAGUAGAUGACUUGUACAUUUAUUUAAACUAUUUAUAAGAUGUUCAAUUUCAAGCAUUUCAUUUAAAUUGGGGCAUAUAUAGUAGGAAUGUCAGCAAAUUUGAGAAAUGGAAAAUUGGUUUUAUUCCCACAUCUAAAACAAACUCUUCAUUCAGCAAAUAUUCACUUCAUAAUAUUGUAUGCUCAUAGUGCAAUAUAGUUUAUUCAAAAUGUGUGCUUACUUUGUAUUUAAAUAUAAAGUUUGUAAUUGAUGAAACAGCACGAUUAAACCUGAGGGAAUUAUAUAAAGAUAUUUUGUCAGAAUUAGCACAAAGGGAGACAAAUGUGUUGGGGCUUGUGUUGCUACAUUACUAACAAGCUGCCAUUUCAGUAAUUACAGACUGUACUUAAACCAAAGAAGUCAUAAAACUCUUGUCUGUUAUUAGGCCUGGCCUGAACAUUUGCAUCAUUUUAAGAUGCAUAGACUUGCCUCUCUAACGUCUUGCGUUUGGUUUUAUGUUUCUACCUCAUAAUCACAUUUUCUUUUAGAGUCUGCAUCUCUAAACCAGCUCUGAAUCUCUUUUAAACAAGUGGUAAAGACAGACUAAGUGACUCUUAUGCCAUUGCAAAGAAUCUAAAACCAGAUUUCCAUUCUUCCAAAUUCAUGUUUAAAAUGUGCCAAUUGCUUCUGGUCUUUUUCUUUUGGAAAUGAUACAUUGACUGAUGAAGUAGGGCUGUUCACACCAGCUAAAUUCUUUGUCAUUUAUACAAAGAUGUGUUUUUAUUACGAGAAGACUCACCAAACAGAGAUACAAAUUAUCUAAGAAGGCAUCCCUUAUUGUUAUUUCUAGUGGAAUUAAAUGAACAUGUGGUUUGAUCUAAAGCAAUGGGAGGAAUUGCAUCUCUCAAAACAUUAUUAAAACAUUUCUCUAUAAUGUCAACUCUUUGUUUGAACGUCCGGAGGAAGUUCAAUCAUGCAGUCAGAUCUAUUUCUAAAAAUUGCCCUUCUGUACAUCUGAAAAUAGCAAAGGUCUAUCCUUAGCACUUGUAAGAUGACAAAUGCAGCAAAAUGACUUUGCUCAUUAUACUCUAUUUCCACUGUUUGUUUUUUUUUUUUAAAUCAGGGAGGCUACAGUUUUAUUUCAAAUGUCUACACAAUUUUCCAUGGGAUUCAUGAAGGUAUCUCCUGUAUAUCAGUACCAGCUUAAGGGGAAGAAUAAACUUGUUAUCCCAGAUGAGAUGAUAGAAUGAAAACAUUGUAAAAAUGGACUAAUCUGCUGCCAUUAUUGAGCCAGUGUACAUAAGAGUGUAUGGUUCUUUUUUCUAUUGCAUAAAGCUUAAUAAAGACCUUAAGCUCACUGACAAUAAUGGAAGAACAAUGAUUACACAGUGCACUUUCACUAUGAAAUGCACUCGGCCAUCUACUGUUUGAAUAUUUAAAGUGGUAUCGUAAAGUAGUGUUGUUUCAAAUGGAAUACUGAUUUUUGUGUAAUACACAGAUGAAUUCGCAGUUUGUCAGCUGACGGAAAGUGACGUUUCAAAUGCGCAAUGCGUUACUGCUAGCUUUAGCGUGAAAGCAAACUUACUACAACAUUUAUAUCUCAAAUAAUGUACUUAUUUACACAUAUUGGGUUGAUGGUAAAGCAUUCAACUCAUAUUAGCAAGGUGUUAUUAGUUGUCACAUUCAUCCAAAAUUGGAAAAUUUAUCCAAAAACAAAAAUUCUAUCCUCAUUUACUCACCCUCAUGCCAUCCCAGAUGUGUAUGACUUUCAUUUUUUUUGCAGAAAAUUUUAGAAGCAUAUUUCAGCUCUGUAGGUCCUCACAAUGCAAGUGAAUGGGAAUUUAUAUUUAAAUAUGGAUCUGUUUCUCACCAACACCUAUAAUAUCACUUCAGAAGAUAUAGAUUUAACCACUGUCCUAUGGAAAACAUUUAUGCUGCCUUUAUGUGCAUUUUGGAGCUUCCAAAUUUUGGUCACCAUUCACUUGCAUUGUAAGGACCUACAGAGCUGAAAUAUUCUUCUAAAAAUCUUCAUUUGUGUUCAGCAGAAGACAGAGGAUCAGGUUCAAUCCAGGAUCGCGGUCGUGUCUAGAAAGUAAACACCAGGAUGCUAAAAGUCUCGCGAGAAUCGCAAACAAUGUGAAAUGGAAUGGAAACACAAUGGAAACCCUACACCUGCCCCUAACCCUAACAGCAAAUGCGACUCUAGCGAGACUUUGGCAUCCUGAUGGUUACCUUCUAGACACAGCCCAGGACCACGGCCAGGUAACUCCGCCCCUUCUGCAACGCAGGGCAUUCCAUGACCUCAUGAAGUGUCCAACAUUCCACACUCUGUUAUUGUGUGAAAAA